Molecule: messenger RNA, 4255 nt
Organism: Daktulosphaira vitifoliae (grape phylloxera)
Lineage: Eukaryota; Metazoa; Arthropoda; Insecta; Hemiptera; Phylloxeridae
Exons: 19
Coding region: 689-4255 (1188 amino acids)
Cellular component (GO): membrane
Molecular function (GO): ligand-gated monoatomic ion channel activity
Source: RefSeq, a predicted model, not a curated record
AGACCGUAUUGUGAUAAAAUUUAAAUUGUAAAUUUUUAAAGAAUAUAAUUUUAACGCAAUGCUAGAUUACAUGUCAUAAUCAACGUUAAUUUGAAAUGUUGUACCUUGAUACAAUUAAAAAAUUUUGAAAUUUAUUCUCAAUUUAUUAAACAGCUGUUACGCAAUUACUGAUUCGAUGGAGCCCGGUAAAAGUGUGUUGAGCUUCAUACAAAAAAUUAUUAAGGAACAAAAAAUGUAAAUUUUAAUAAAUAUUAUUAUUUAUUAAAAUCAUUUGUUUAGGUGUGACUGCUAAUGUAAUUAUACGGUUUGUUUGAACAAAAAAGAAAAUAUCGUAUGCACGAAUCCAAUUAAAAUUUUUAUUUUAAAUAAUAUUCUAUUACUUACCAUUCAAAAUUGUUUAAAAAUAACACAAUAUAUAUUUGAUACUUCUCAUUAUAACAGUGAUAUUACUUUAUAAUUAUUUUAUAUUAGAAGUUCACUCUAUAAUCCGCAUUCAAUAUCAGAUCAGGUAUGAACAAAAGUUGUUAUUAUGCAUCUUUAAACCCAAUAAACAAAUAAGUUGACUGAGACAUCGUUGAUUGAUUUAUGUAUUAUCGAUAUGGGGCAAGAAUAUUUAAUUGUAAAAUCCAAUUAGUUGAGAGUUAAUAGAGAUGCAAGGUUUCUUUCUUCAAUUAUCUAAGGAGUAAAUAUGAUUGAUUAUGUCAUUAUUGUGCCCAUUGAAAUAUUGACCAAAGAACCUUGCUAUUUACCUGAAGGCUAUACAAGCAGUAAACUACUGACUAGACUGUCAGAUGUUGACAUAUCUGUAUCUUAUAAUCAAUCACCAUUACCUUCACAUAAUCCUUGGUAUAGAUACGGUAUACUUGUUGAUUUAUCUUGCUACGAAUUCUCGAACACAAUGUUAAAACUGGGUAUAAAAAAUCGAUUAUUUGAUAUGCAAAAUGAUUGGGUGCUAUACAAUAGUAGACGAAUUUAUAAUACUUCUGAUAUUUCAAGUAUUGUUCUUGAUACAUUUGAGACGCAUUUAAGCAAUGCAUACAUUUUGCCUGAUUCUAAUGUGUACAUGUUUAUUAACGUUGUUAAUGAUGGGUGGGAAAUUUGGGAGGGUUUUCGAACGGGCAAAGAACAACCAUUUAAAGUUUUCAAAUGUGGUAAAGCAACUGCUGACUAUGUAAUAUUAAAUAAUAUUAACACGGAAAGAAGAAAUCUUAAAGGAAUUAUUUUGAAAGCAACUACUGUAAUUUCAGAACCCGACAAAUUUAUCGGUUUCUAUCCGUUUGUGUACACAAAUUUAGACGUUUUUUCUCACAUGCAUAAUGAAUUAAACUUAGUUCUGCAAGAUCAAUUAAAUUUUAAAAUGGAGCUAUCGAUUACAAAUGAUUUUGGUUGGGACUAUGGAAAUGGUACCUUCAGUGGAAUGAUUGGUAAACUGCAAAGAGAGGAAGAUGACUUUGGGGGUCACGGUAGUUUUAUAAGAGCUGAUAGAAUGGUCGCUGUAGAUUAUACAGUUGGAACAUUUUAUAGAGAUGCUGCAGCAUUGUACAGACAACCUUCAUUGUCAAGUGUUUAUAAUAUAUGCAUUUUACCGUUUAAGUUUGAUGUUUGGUUGGCGAUUUUUUGCAUAUUCCUAGGAUUCAUUAUUGUUAUUAUAUGUUUGAACCGUAUAACUAAAUUAUUUGAUAAAAAUCCAGCAGGAUCUAUGUCAAUUUUAGAUUCAAUUAUUCUUGUUCAUGGCGCCAUUUGUCAACAAGGAUUUUCAAUCAACUUAAAUUCAAUUUCUUUGAAAAUAUCAAUUUUUGUUUUAUUUGUGACCACGGUGUUCUUAUUUACUUCAUAUGCUGCAAGUAUAGUUGCAUUGUUACAAUCCCCUAGUAAUUCGAUUAAAACAGUUGAAGAUAUUGUUGAGUCUUCUAUGACGUUUAGUGCUCAGAUAAGUCCGUAUAGCGAACCAUACUUUGAGAAAACAGACGAUCCAUUGGUUAAAAAAUUGUUUGAUAAUAAAAUGAAACCUAGUGGUGACAAAAAAUUCACUAAUGCUACUGAAGGCCUUAAUAGAAUUCAAACUGAAUUUCAUGGCUUCGUUGUUGAGUUAAUAACAGCAUACAAACUCAUUGGCGAAACUUGGCACGAAAAGGAGAAAUGCGGGUUGUCAAGCGUACAAUUUUUCAAAAUACCAAUUUUAGCCUUGGCUGUAAUUAAAAAAUCUGGUUACAAGGAUUUAUUUAAGCAAAAGUUAAUACAGCAGCAAGAAGUUGGAAUUAAAAACAGAAUAAUUAAAAGAUGGGUUACCCCAAAACCAGCUUGCGAAUCGUUUAAUAGAGCUAAUCAAUUCGUCAGCGUAUCAAUAAAAGAUGUUUAUCUAAUUUUUCAAAUAUUUUUACUUGGUAUUUUUAUAUCUGUAUUAAUCUUAGCUUUAGAAAAAUACUACUUUAAAAAAAAAUUGAAUUUGAAUACAUAUUUACAAAUCACUUGGUCAUAUGAAAAUGUGGAUGAUUUAUUUCAAGUAUUACAUACAUUUUUUAUUCAAAGACAUGUACCAACAAUCACAUUUUUUACAUGUUGGCCAACAAGUUUCCAAAGAAGUUUGUUAUUAAAAUUUUCAUCAUAUAAUAUAUCAAUUUCCUUUCACACAUCAUCAUAUAAACAUUACAAAACUUGGUACAGACAAGGAAAUUUAGUCGAUUUGUCUUGCGACCAAAGUUUAAUGGUAUUAGAAAAUGCUUCAAGGUCUCGUAAUUUCAAUAUGCAAAAUGAUUGGGUAUUAAUCGACAAUAGAAAAGAAAUUAAUAUACCUUUAACUGAUACUCUUGCAUUAGCGACAUAUCAAAUAUACCUUGAAAAAUUAUAUAUAUUGCCGGACUCUGGAGUUUUUUUUUUUAUUAAAACUGAACAGAAUUAUUGGGAAAUUUGGAACGGUUUUCGGCCAAGUAAUACAGCUAAAAUUAGAGUAUUUAAAAUAGGUAAAGCAACCACACAAAAAAUAGAGCUGGAUAAUCUUAAUUCAGAAAGAAUGGACUUUGGAGGAAUCACGCUCAAAGCAACAACAGUGAUAAUAGACCCUGAACAUUUCUAUGGAUUUAACGUAACUAAAAGUUCUGAUUUAGAUUAUUUUGCUCAUAUUAAUUAUGCUAUGUCAAUGCUGUUGUCCAAUCAACUAAAUUUCAAAAUCAACAUUUCCUAUGUUAAUGAUUAUGGCUGGUCUGCAGAAAAUGGUUCAUUUGGAGGUCUUACAGGUAUGUUAGAAAGAGAAGAAAUUGAUUUUAGCUUAGCUGGAGUUUUUAUACGACCAGAUAGGAUGAAUGUAAUUGAUUAUACGUUGGGGACAGUUGACGUAAGAAGCAGUGCAUUGUUUAAACAACCCCCUCUUUCUAGCAUAAAUAAUAUUUUUGUACUGCCGUUCGACUCAGAAGUUUGGAUAGCAAUUCUCAUAACAUUUAUUUCAUUUAUAAUUAUUAUUGUCGUUUUAACAUUUAUAACAGACAGACUGAGUCCCGUAAAAACUACAUCUUUGAGCAUUCUGGAAACAAUUUUAAUAGUCUACGGGUCUAUAUGUCAACAAGGUGCAUAUGCAUUACCUAAUACAAUUUCUAUUCGGUUAACUAUUUUUAUAAUGUUUUUUACUGCUGUAUUCUUAUACACAUCAUAUUCAGCGUGCAUUGUUGCACUGUUACAGUCGGCCAGUGAUUCCAUUAAAACUGUUCGAGAUAUUGUUGAGUCUGAAAUGACUUUUAGUGCUCAAAGUACUCAGUAUAGUAAAAUUUAUUUUAAUGAAACAGAAGAUACAUUUAUAAAACGUUUGUAUGAACAUAAAAUGAAAAAAAAAGAAAUCAGGCCAUUUACCGAAUCUCCUGAAGGAAUAGAACGUAUUCGUACUGAAUUUCACGGAUUUAUGGUAGAGCAAACAUCAGCCUAUAAUUUAAUUAGUAAAACUUGGCGAGCAGAAGAAAAAUGUGGAUUGUCUGAUAUUGAAUUGUUUAAAUUACCUCCUUUAGCAGUGGCUGUAGUUAAAAAGUCUGGACAUCUUGAUAUUUUUAAACAAAAAUUAAUACAACAAUAUGAAGUUGGAGUUAGGCGACGAAUACUUAAUCAAUGGUCUGCGCAAAAGCCAACAUGUACAUCACGAAGAUCUCUAAAAUAUGUUAGUGUAUCAAUUAAAGAUAUUUAUCCAAUCUUAAAAAUCUUUGGAUAUGGUAUAUUAGUAUCUGUAGUUAUUUUAUUUUUAGAAAUAAUUAAUUUCAAAUGGAAAUCAUUGUAA